AUGUUUUUAGCACGACUCGGUGAGUGUGCUGUGUUCGCGGCGAGACCUGAAACGCGACGGCGGCGAUCGUCGAACGAUGCGAUGAAUCGAAGCAAAAGUGUCGGCCGACGCGACGGACGCCCGCGCGAGGCCAAACAGUACAAAGUGACGGUGGCGGUGCUCGGCGGCGAACGAGUCGGCAAAUCCGCUCUGGUCUCGCAAUUCCUUUGGCAGAAGUUUGUCAGCGAAUAUCGCGCCACCGUCGAAGAAUUCAACUGGAUCGAGUACGAGGUCGAAGAGGGAAGAGUUCUAAUGGUUCAAAUUAUCGACUCUAGCGGCUCUCGAGAUUUUAUUGGCAUGCGAAAUCUGUACAUUGGCACUGCCGACGCAUUCAUGGUAGUGUUCGCCGUGAACGAUCCAUCGUCGCUUAUUGAAGCGAGAUCAACUAUCAACGAAAUCGUGGCAAGACGCGGUCCCUAUGUGCCAAUUGAAUUAGUUGCGAAUAAAACCGACAAAGAGAAAUUAUGCGAUUUUGAUGAGCAUGAGCAGAUGAACAGUGGAAUUUGCUACCGAGAAUGUUGCGCAAAAAAUCAAGAAGAAGCGCGGCAAUGUUUCCAAGAUUUAAUUGCUCGGAUUCGGCCAACACUCAAUUUUCAAGGCGGAAGCCUACGCAAACGUCGGCAAUCAAUGCCGUCGAGUCGUGCCUACAGCGGUGUCGAAUCUCGCGAUAUUCAGAAAGUGCGCGACUCAACUCGUCAGAAUUGCCUCAUUUCAUAA
Messenger RNA from Caenorhabditis bovis, 756 nucleotides. The record is from the annotation of a GenBank genome assembly. Lineage: Eukaryota; Metazoa; Nematoda; Chromadorea; Rhabditida; Rhabditidae.